AUGAACAGAUAUCCUUCUUCUUCCAAUGAAUGCGACGAGAAGAAGGAUGAGAAAACCGACCACCAAAAAGACCGAGUAGUAGUAAAGAUGAGACGAAAGAAGCAAAAAGCGUUCUUAGCGUUAGAACAGCAGCACCGGACGAUGGGAAUGAGGACUUCGAGCAACCGGAAAGUGGACAAACCGUUAGUGUUCUUUGCCGCUUUGAUUUUGUGUCUGGUGAUUUUCGUGGAACUGAAAACGAGUCCGAGGAAAAUAGCGCGGAGAGCGAUGGAAUCUGUGGAGCACUUAUUUCAUUACGUGGAGAAAGGAGGAGACGUGCACGCGCAAAUGUUGCGUUGGCGAGGGUGGCACUCGUUAGAGGUUGGAGUGGAGAUCGCGUGCGCGUUGACGCUGGCGUUUUUGAAUUGGUUGCUCUUCGCGAGCUUGUUCGACGUGGCGGGGAUCGUCGUCGGGUUGAUUCCGGCGAUGGCGACGUUUCUCGGGGUUUUGGUGUUUAGGUUUCACGCGCGGUCGUAUUUCGUGUUAGCUUUGAUACCGUUAGUGGUAGUUCCGGCGAUUGGGUGCGCGAAGCUUUUAGAGAGGAGGAUGCGGGUGAAGGAGGAGAGGAGGAUGAAGGCGAGGAAAGAGCGAAGACGCGAGCAGAGGAUGGCGAGAGAGACGAGGCAUCAGAAUGGUUUUGUGGCGAACGAUAAUAAUAAUAAUAAUAUGAAUAAUAGCGAGGAUUUAACGAGAGCGAGUGGGCGCACGACGAUAGAUGCGACGGUCAUGCGUAGAGCGAUGAGUCAGGGGGAGUUGAGUCCAACGACGCGCGUGGUGAGUUCGUCUGGGAUGAAUCCGUCUUUGUCAGCGGCCGCGGCGAAUGGAACGAUUAAAGGUUUCAACGCCCUCAGUAAUGGUAAUGGUGGAGGAAAAGCAGCACCAAUCAUGCCGGCAAAAGUGAACGCGUUAGCUGGUCAACCGCGACACGCGCGCGGCUCGUCCGCUCCCGAGCUAGGAUUUAACCAGCUCUCCUCUUCUUCUUCUUCUUCUUUGCAACGACAACAACAACAACAACCAGGAGAAGGAGCACAAAAUACCGCCGCUGGACCACACUCUACACCAUCUCCAUACUUUGGUGCAAACAUUCCGGAUUUAGGUGGCGUCGAGCAAAACGCCCCGCCGGUUCCGAAACUCCAAAACCCGCUCCCCUUUGCGAACGCGACCGCCACCAACGUCGCCGGAGGAGCGAGUGGAGGAGGAGGAGAAGGACCAAACCGCCCGACGACAAACCUCCUCAACGCGAACCCCUCGCGAACAGCGAAACGAUUCAACGUCCGAAAACCAAACUUGGAAACCAUACACUCGCCGUUAGGUACCACCGCGGGGUCGACGGGGGCAAACAACGUAGGAGAGGAAGAAAUUUUAGGACGAGCGGGGAGUCACCAGUGGGAAAACGACGACCAGUUGAAAACGAAAGUAGAAGAAAGCAACAACAUCGACGCGCUACAAAACGGCAAAAACGAGAACGAUAUAAACGAUACUAAAGAUAGAAACGACGCAGUUUAA
This is a messenger RNA of Bathycoccus prasinos, 1545 nucleotides long. RefSeq lists its product with no specific name. The transcript has a single exon. The record is from RefSeq and is a predicted model, not a curated record. The coding region runs from base 1 to 1545 and encodes 514 amino acids. NCBI's taxonomy places the organism in Eukaryota, Viridiplantae, Chlorophyta, Mamiellophyceae, Mamiellales, Bathycoccaceae.